Klebsormidium nitens is the source of this 4173-nucleotide messenger RNA. Lineage: Eukaryota; Viridiplantae; Streptophyta; Klebsormidiophyceae; Klebsormidiales; Klebsormidiaceae. The record is from the annotation of a GenBank genome assembly.
CUUGUUUUGAACUACGCCGACGGUCAGACUUGGUAGACUAAAACCGCUCUAGAAAGCGCUCUUCCGAAUGCAGGUGCUUGGAUUACUACUACUACUAGCUAGUGGCCGCAAGAACGAGCUUCAAGAACGGUAGUAGUCUCCGUCCAGAUCUGGAAACGGCCUGGGUGGAUCAACAACACUGUAAGGACUCUUGGGGGGUGCAGCUGCACCAGCUUGGUGACCAGCAGCGGGAGGUUUGCAACCGCAGGGUGUGUGGUGGGUGGAUGCCCCGCGCCAUGGCUGCCGUCCGCGGCGUGCGGUUGGUGACGUUCCUCUCUCUGCUGCUCUUGGCGGCCGCUCAGCCCAACGCCCCUGCGGCGCAGCCCGCCCCCGCCACCCCCGCAGCCACCCCUGCCCCUGUCCAGGUAGUACUGGACCCUCCGCUGAAUGCGCAAGGCAACCCUGGUCUGCUGAUCUGCCCCGGCAUCCUGAUAGACUACGUCAUCAACAGCCUGACGUUCGUGCCGAACCCGAGCGGGGACGUGUAUGCGUUUGAUGCCACGGUCUUCUUCCAGAACAUUGGCAACGUGAAUCUGGUCAGCUGGCAGGUCAGCAUUGGCUACCAGUGGAACGAGCUCAUCACCAGGGUCGGCAACCUCACGCUGCCACCCGGCGCUGCCACGCCCCUCCCAGGCAACUCCACGCUCUUUGGUGCGCCACGGAACUACACGACAUUACUGAGCGCCAAGAACGCAGCGGGCGACCAGAGUCUGUACACGACGCAGGCGCAGCUGGUGGGCACGGAGACAGGCGCCGUCAACGCUUCCCAGGCCCUGCCCGCGUACGUGCGCAUCACCGCCCCCGGCGUCACCUGCCCGCCCGCCUACGUGCUCUCGCCCACCAACCGCAGCAACGUGGUGCGCUCCUGCUGCAUCACCCCCUCCACGGCUCUCACCGCCCCCGUUCCCGCCCCGGCCCCGGCCCCGGGCCCCGCCCCUGGUCCCGCGCUGCCCGUUGCCGCCCCCCAGAACGUGUCGCAGUGCCCCGCGGGCGUGCUGGUGGACUACGCCAUCAGCAGCCUGGCCGCCAUCCCGGGCCAGGACGGCGCCUACCAGUUCAACGCGCAGACGACUUUGGCCAACAACGCGGGCAAGGCGCUGGAGGGGUGGGGCCUCUCCUUCCAGUUUGCGCAGAACCAGCUCAUCAGCACUGUCAACAACAUCCAGGUCGCGCCCGGCUACUCCUUACCGGCACCAGGCAGCGGCACGGUGUUCGUCCCCCCUGCGGGCUCGUACGUGAACACGACGGCGCAGGCCGCGGGCAACAGCAGCCUGUACACAUACGUGGCAUCGUUUGCGGGCAGCGAGGUCGGCGCGGCCACCGCGCGCGAGGCGCUGCCCACCGGCAUCGACAUCGGCGUCGCAGGAUUGACGUGCGACCCCGCCAACUUCUCCUACCCCGUCAACACCACCAACCUGCUGCGCGCGUGCUGCCUGCCGGUGGCCCCCCCCGUGCCGGCGCCGCCGUGCCCCGGCGUGACGGUGGACUACAGCAUCGCGAGCCUGACGGCCAUCCCGGACCCGUCCAACGCGGCGUUCAAGUUCAACGCGAGCGUGGUGGUGGCCAACGUGGGCAGCCGCGUGCUGCCGCCCUGGACGCUCACCUUCGGCUUCCAGAACAGCGAGAUCAUCGCCACCACCACCAACCUCGUCGUGCCGCCCACCACGCCCCUCCCCGCCCCAGGUAAUUCGACGGUGUUCGGCGCCCCCCCCAGUGCGUACACGUUGCCGUAUGCCGCGCUGGUGGCGGGUGACAUCAGCAAGUACGCGCUGCGCGCCUCCAUCGAGGGCACCGAGUUCAGCGCCACCACGCCCAAGGCCGCGCUGCCUUCCACCAUCAGCCUCAACGCGCCCGGCAUCGCGUGCAGCCCCGCCAACCUGACGGCCGCCACCGGCUCCGGCGCGGCGCUGCGGCAGUGCUGCGUGGAGGUGGCUUUGCCCCCGGCCCCCGCGCCGUUGCCCCCGGCCCCAGUGUGCCAGGGGGUGCAGAUCAACUACACCGUCCUGUCGCUCACCCCCAUCCCGGACCCCACCGGCACCGUCUACGGCUUCCGCGGCCUGCUGACGGUGGCCAACACGGGGACGCGCGACCUGACGGGCUACCAGGUCCGCCUGGCGUGGCGCAACGGCGAGGUGAUCAGUGAGGUCAGCAACUGGGACCUGGGCGACCAGUACCUGCCGCGCCCCGGCAACAUCACGGUUUUCAUCAGCCCCGCGGCGCGCCCCUUCCUCUUCACGGCCGUGGAGGCGGUGGGCAACGCCAGCAUCUACUCCAGCAGCGGCACCAUCGAAGGCACCCAGCGCGGCGCCGCUACUCUGGCGCAGGCGCUCCCGGGGGGAAUCAUCCUGCAGGCCGCCGGCUACGAGUGCCCCGACGGCAACAUCUCCUUCCCCUCCCCGACCAACAACAGCGUGGUGCAGUGCUGCUCCGAGAUCCCGCUGCCGCCCGCGCCCGCGCCGGCCCCGCUGCCGUUCAGCAGCCAGAACUACAGCGGCAUUCUGCUCAACUGGGACAUCACGAACGCCAACGCGAGCACGUACCAGGUGCAGAUCCGCGUGACCAACCAGCAGCGCUACACCUCCAUCAACGGCGGCUGGGCCGUCGGCUGGAUCUGGCAGAACAACGAGUUCAUCUGGAACAUCGUGAACGGGUACGCGGGCAGCUUCGGCGACUGCACGACGCACCCCGCGGUGAACGACUACCCCAGCUUCGGCGUGCAGGUGGCCAACAGCCAGGGCAGCUGCGCGAGCGCGCCCAACCUGAUCCAGAACACGGACCAGAAGGGCAUCCUCACCGGCCAGGGCAUCAGCGUGCAGAACAGCACCGCCAACUUCACCGUCCUCGUCGGCAAGCCGGCCCGCCAGUUUGCGAUCUCGACCAUCAUCGUGCCCCAGAACUUUUCCGUGGGCCUCCCCGGCUGGGCCUGCAACCCGCCCCUCAAGGUCGCCGGCCGGAACGUCCCCUUCGGCACCAUCUCCGGCCAGGUCAUCCCCGCCUACGCGUCGUACAACAUCACGUGCGGCCCCACGCAGCCGAACGCGACGCUGCCCAAGUGCUGCGUCAGCAUGUCGGCCUUCUUCAACCAGACGGUGGCCCCCUGCAAGUCGUGCGCGUGCGGCAACUGCCCCGGCAAGGGUGGGGCGCCCACCGCGGCGCCCGUCCCGUCCGGCACCGGCUUCGUGCCUGCGCCCGGCACGUGCAACUUCAACAGCAGCAGCCUGCCCACCGUGGCCAGCCAGGUCGCCCUCGGCGUCGAACAGGCGGGCCGCGUGUACCCGGCCCCGCUCACGGGCCGCUGCUUGGACGGCUGCCCCUCCAACCUGCACUUCGACAUUGUGAGCGCGGGCGACGGCGGCUGGACCGUCAAGAUCGUGGCGGCCAACCGGCUGCCCGUGGACCUUGCCGACUGGAUGCUCGUCGCGGAGCUGCCCGAGCUGAACUACCUGCAGAACGUCUACUCCGUCAACUGGCGCCGCGACACAGGCGCGGAGCGGCCCACGAUUUUGUUCUCGGGCGUGAAGGGGUACAACGACCUGGUGCUGGCGGCGGGGAACAUCGAGUGGGUGCUCGGCUUCAACUUCACGGGCAACUCGUCGCUGCGCACCACGCUGCUGGGGACGGGGGUGCAGCGGCUGGCAGAGGCCAACUCGAACUCGUUCCCUACGCGAAUAUGGUUCAACGGAGACGAGUGCGAGAUGCCAGACCGGUCGCUGUGGCCCAUCAGCCUCGCGCAGUACAACAACCUCACCAGGGUCUCGCCAGCUGUCCGGGUGGGCGCGAGCAAGAUGCAGGCCAUGCUGGCAACGAUUUUUGCAGUGUUCCUUGGUAUUGUGCUGUCAUAAACAGAGUGUGUUCGCUGCCCGGGAGUUGCGGGGCUUCUGCUGGGCCCUUACCGGCGCAGUCCUGUCAGCCUUGCUCCUAUAAGUCGACUUUGCCGGUCCACAGCCAAUUGUUUCUCAGUAGCUAGUCAAGUUGUAAUUUAUACGCAAAGGCAGCGCGUUCAGCAAACUAGGAGUAGAUUUGAAGCACAUACUCGACGAUCAGUCAUUUCAGAUUUCAAUUCGGAUCGGGCAAGCCGCUUUUGUGUAUGUCUGACCGGGCUGAGCCGAGUAUUCGACUUGCAUUGAAUGCCAG